Scatophagus argus is the source of this 3887-nucleotide messenger RNA. It is a transcript of the gene cd99l2, whose product is annotated as CD99 molecule-like 2. The record is from RefSeq and is a predicted model, not a curated record. The coding region runs from base 22 to 762 and encodes 246 amino acids. Lineage: Eukaryota; Metazoa; Chordata; Actinopteri; Scatophagidae. The transcript has 10 exons.
GUGACCGUGGAGGCCGGAGACAUGGCUAACCGUUUCCUGUGCUCGCUGUGUGUGCUGCUGGCGCUGCUGCUGCCUCUGGAAGUUCUGUCUCAGGGUGACUUGAACCUGGCUGAUGCUCUGGAUAAUGGUGAUGCUAUCAGUAAACCAUCCACCCCUCCAUCAAAGCCAGCAGCACCAGCUGGAGGAGCAGGGGGAGAGCUUGAUUUGGACGAUUUCUUUAAAUUUGAUGGCAUGACCACCACCAAAGCCCCACCCAAGAUUGUGCCUAAAGUCCCCAGUGGCACGAAGGCCCCAAUCAAACCCAAACCUAUGUCAGCUGGCCAUGACUUUGACCUGGCAGAUGCCUUGGGUCCCGACAGUGACAUUGGUGGCAAGGAUAAGAACAAGGGGCAGGGAGGUGGAUUUUCUGACAAUGAUCUGAUUGAUGUUAGCAAAGACGACAGCUACAAACCUGACAAAGGCAAAGGUGGACGUGGUGACAGUGAUCAGAUUAAUCAGUAUGAUGACAACAUUGAGACAACAGCAGAGGUUGGCACCAUUGCAGGGAUUGUUAGUGCAGUUGCCAUGGCACUGGUGGGUGCAGUCAGCAGCUACAUCUCUUACCAGAAGAAGAAGCUGUGCUUCAGUAUACAACAGAGCCUAAAUGCUGACAUGGUGAAAACUGAAAAUCCUGAGGCUGUGGUGGCUUCAGAACCACAAGUCCAACAAACUCUCCUGGAGCCACCCAAUGCUGAACCUCCCACUGAAGAAAAUGCUGUGUAACACACACACACACACACAAAGAUCACCUAGUGACACUCUUUCCUAAACACCCCCACCCACUUAACCCACCCCCCCACCCCUGCACACACAAACACACGCACACAAACAGUCAUGCUAUAGGAUAGAUUGUCUAUUGUGUAGCAUGUCCUUAUUGAUGCUGCGGCUCUGUGCUGCAAAGGUUGGGAUUUGCGGUCCUUUUAUACUAAAUGUGAACUUGGAUUUCUUUUAUCGUCAGCUGUAAACACGUUCGAUAGUGUAUCGAACCUCGCCAAAUGUAUGCAUAUGUUGUAGCUUAUUGUUUACUGUUGAAUGCCACUAACAAUGUUGGUUUACAGUUAACCAGCCCUGAGCAUGUAGUCUGGGAUUUCCCUGCAAUGAGCCUGGGGCUUUAGUUUGCUGAGCUCCAGAUACACAGUGAAGUUGGAAUACUGGAAAAAUGUGCUAAAAGCAGUUAAUCAUAUUAUACAUAUGUUAGAAAAAGAAACCCCUUGGGCAUGUACUGGUGUGUGCAUCAAACUGCUUGUAGUUCACAGGGUUGAUUGAUUGAAUUUUGGGACGCUGAUGAGUCAGUGGCUUGCAGCAUGGUCCUAAAACAGAGCCUGAUAAUGGCAAAGAUGGUCAUAGGUCUACACAGAGAAUUGGGGAAUUUUUUCAGGUGAUGAACUUUGAGGUGAACAAAAGAGCGCUGUGUGACAUGCCCGGUGUAUUUUUUUUUUUCUUUUUUAAAUGAAUGAAAGUCUCAUUGCACGUCAUUUCCUGACUUUAAAGAUAGGUAAAAUAGAAUACAACAGUUCUGCUUUCAUAAAACAAAAUAUGUGCCGAAAACACUGACCGUAUGUAAAGAUAGAAGACAUAAGAGCUCCCCAAAAGUGAAGCCAAAACACCUUGCCAACACCCUGCCCUUCCUGCAAAGUACAUCUCAAAUAAUAAAAUAAUUUUAAGAACUUUUUAUUCAUACUAACAUAUGUUUAGGUGUUAAUUUUUCUGAUACAUUUGUUUUUGAUUAGUUAUUUGAUGCUAUAAAAUGUUAAGAUUUUGGCUUCAGUUUUGUACAGCGUAAAGGAAGUGGAGACACGUCGUCCAUCUUUAUGUAUGUCAGUGGUUGGAAAUCAUUGAUGUUACUUUUGUUGAUGCAGAAUGGUAAAAUGAGAUCUAAAAUGGGACUACACUUCAUAAUCCAUAAUUUGGAGGUGUGUCUUUGCUCUUCAGAGAUGUGGAAAGAGUAAAUGAAGAACAUUUAAAAAUAUUCUCCAGAAUUGUAUUCAAAGCCUUGUAGCAACCGCUUAUGCAAUCACUUGUAGUGUGUUAAAAAUGCCUAAAUGGUCAGAAAAAAUUAAUGUAAUGUUACUUUAUAAGGGAAGUAACACUCUUUGAUGAUGUUGUCUAACAAUAGAUGACAUUUUAUCAUUUAUUUAUUAUAUUAUUUAAGUGAAUUUAUUUUCAGUUUAUUGUACUAUCAUUAUGAUUGCAUAAUCAGUGACUAAUAUAAUCAAUGAUCAUUUUGAUCAAGUUUUCCAAUAGGCUUUAUUACAUUUUGACCCACUUGGUACAUGUAUUGUCCUUUAAUGUGCUCCAUUAUUAAGUUUACUAGUGCUUGAGGUACAUACUGGUGAAUAUACUGUACAUGGAACUAGAGGUAACUACCUGUUACAUCAUGUGACAGUUACAUAAUUAGUUGCUAUAUGCUACUCCAUCUACACCCUCCUCAUUUUGUCUACCUUAAUGUACAAAGUUGCCUUAUGCAGAUUUGAAUCUUUUUGCAUUGAGCAAAAAUAAGGCUUCUAAACAUUUCUGUCUACUUAACACCUGUGAAUUUUUAUAGUGUGAAUAGCCUAAUAUUUAAAAAAUCAGUUUUUUAAGUAGCCUUUAAUGACAAUGCCUAAUAAUGGAAGCUGGUUUUCCAAAGUGUUGAUGGAAUAACUGUGAUGAGAACAGGUGUCAGUGAACCUUACAUUAGCCUCUUGAGUGACUGAUAAAAGCUAAAAGAUUGUAUGAAGAAAAAGAAAUACAAAUCAAAGUUUAGCCCUGUAAUGUUUAGAGAUCAGGGAACAUAGCGUUUCAAUUGGGAAACGCCACCACAUUUGAUGUAGUAUAAAAAUGAUACCAGUUAAAUCGGUUCACUGCAGUUAGGGUUUCGAAAAGUACAGUGUGUACUUUUUCUUCUCAAUUUGUUCAAAAGGAAUCUUAUUUAGCGGUAAGCAAGUUGAAAAAGGUUAUCUCAGCACUUCUGGAGACAAACAAGCUGUGAAGACGUUCACGGACAGGCAGAAAAAUUGUAAAAUGUAACUUUUGUUGAAGAUACACUUGCUACAUACAAGCUAAUAUUGUUUGUAAUAUGUUUUGUGUUUGUGUUAGCAUUGAGGCGCCAGGAGAACUGACUACAUCUUUACCCCAGGGUGGCCAUUUUGAAUUUCCAUCAUUGUGAGAAAUUCUACUUGGAGGAUUAUCUUGCGUGCUGAAGUAAUGCUAGUUUCAUACUGAUACAGACUGGUAUAGAUACCGAACAGAUUUUAGACAGUAGGCCCUACGUUGGCCCAAGCGUUUUUUAAACAUUUAGCGUUUUAACAUUUAAAGGUAUCCUGGAUGGUUUUCAUGUUAACAAACUUAUAGUUUUUCUUACCAAAAUGUAAUAUCUGUUCACAAAGCUGUGUGGCUGUUUAUAUUUAGGUUUGUUAGCUAUAGUUAUACCGUUAGCAGGAAUGUGUAGCGCAUGGCCUGCAUGCACGAGAUACUGCCAGAACACUCUCUUAACAACAUUGCUCCAUUGCAUUGCUGCAGUAAAAAACAAAAAAAAAACACAGGGUAGCCUUAAUUUGAUUACUCUCCUAAUAAUAGCUAGCUUUAGUCCAUAUUUGGUCCAGAUAUUUUUGGUGUAGGAUCUGAGAAAUCAGUGAUUUGUUACAGUUAUUAAACUUAAUGUCUCGGUACGUAAAACCAAAAGUGUUGUGAAUGGUGGCGCUAGAAGGCGGACUUGAAGGCUGCUGUUCUCCACGUGGGAAAAGGUAGCCUUGAAGGCUUUCUACCAGAAGAAGACUUUCUGGCAGAAAGUACGUAGUAUAUAGACUGGCAGUCAGAGAGGCUAGCAUAGACAGUACACAGAGCUUUCAGCAAAAAUGCUUUUUUUU